This is a messenger RNA of Ostrea edulis (European flat oyster), 1181 nucleotides long. Its product is annotated as antistasin-like. Gene Ontology annotation, molecular function: serine-type endopeptidase inhibitor activity. The transcript is spliced from 7 exons. The record is from RefSeq and is a predicted model, not a curated record. Bases 114 to 1142 code for a protein of 342 amino acids. NCBI's taxonomy places the organism in Eukaryota, Metazoa, Mollusca, Bivalvia, Ostreida, Ostreidae.
ACUACAAACCAAGAUAGGUGGCCUGAUUGCGUGACAUCACCUGUCCUGGCCGCACACAAUGGGCAUUUUAUGAAUGAAAUUUCUUUCUCACACUUUAUGACUCAUCGAAGGUCAUGCGGAAUCUCUCUCUGUUUUACAUUGGAUUUCUUUUGUUGCACAAUGGCACGUGUGAAGGAUUUUUGCUGUGUUCCAUGACGUCACUUUAUCCAUUGUUUUGCUCACUACAUUGUAACCAUGGAUACGUCAAAGACAGUUCCGGUUGCACUGUAUGUAAAUGCGCGGAUCCCACCGGAGCACCUCAGGCUCAGAAUUCCCACGUGAAUCCCUUGUCGACCUCCAGCUACACACGUCCGUGUAUGCCACAACAACAGUUCUGUUCCCUGAAGUGUCCGGAAGGAUUUACGACUGGAAAGGGAGGAUGUCAAUUCUGUAUCUGCUACCAAAGCAAUGUUACUGAUUCUACAACAACACAAACAUCGGUCUCUACGCCUCCUAGCGGAAUAAAAGUUCACAUGCCUAAUCCCUGCAUUCAAAACCAGACGAUAUGUGAUAGGUACUGCGCGGAGGGAUACCUGCUGGGUCCUGACGGGUGUCAGUACUGCCUGUGUAGAAGUCUCAUUCCGGGCCUCGUCUAUACCAAAGCACCCAUCACCACCCCAUCUACAGAAACGACUACGCUGGCGUAUUACCUACCAAAUCCCUGUCAGACCGGAAAGCACGUGUGUGUUGCCCAUUGUCAGUAUGGUUACAUCCUGGGGCCCGGCGAUUGUCAGUACUGCAUGUGUGCCGCUAAAACCACCACCUCUUCUCUCACUAUUCCGGAUGUCAAUCCCGCAGGAAGUGACGUAAUGGCAUCUACAACCCCAUAUCCUUCCGGUCACAUGGACAAUGAGUGCGCCAUUGCUUUUACUAUCUGUCAAAUCAGGUGUAAACAUGGCUUCCUGGCCGAUACAGUUGACUGUCGACGCUGUGUGUGCAAGGAUGAGAUUUACAAAUCCGCCGGCAUCAGUGAGGCGGACGAACCGGACAUUAAACUGAUGAAUCCAUGUGUGCAGGGACUGGAUGUUUGUAACGUGUUCUGUUACCAUGGCUACUUACGCGGCCCACGUGACUGUCAAUACUGCGCGUGCCAAUUCGUGUAAAGAAAAACGUGUAUAAUAAAGAAUUUCGAUAUAUUCUUA